AUGACUCCGCCAUCCGAGUUGUCCAAGAGGAUAGGAACCUGUGCCGACGCCGUCCGCUUCGUUUUGAGAGGAAAGGAUGGGUACCCAUCGUCACAAGAAUCCUACGAAGAAGUGAUACAAUAUCUGCCUGCCGAGAAGGCAACGGGGUACACGAACACCAAUCUGGUCAAAGCUGCUGUCGAGUAUCUCAAGAAAAGUUUUGCCACUUCGGACACCUCGGAUCGAAAGAUCAGCAUCGCGCUCUACGUCGCCAUCUACGUCGGACACGAUCACGAUCACGACGACGGUGUGCUGGCGAAGGAGUUCUGCAAGCGUUUCCAAGACGUUGAAAAUUACGACAAGCACAUGAUGACUAAGAUCUUCAACAUGUCUCUGUGCAACGACAGAAUCCUGGCGCUGUUGGACGCAGUCACGUCUUCGGGAAAAAAGAAGAAGGACGUAAUCGCGUUGAUCGAUCACGAAUUCCGCGUGGAGUUUGUCCUGCUCUACUUCAACGUUGUGAAGAGUCUCGUGCUUCGCGGCCAAUCUCUGACCGACUUCGGCUACCCGGCGGAGUUGACGGCGGAUGAUGUCGAGGCGGCGGAGAAGACAUUCGACAACCAUGUUUCAUCGAUCGCCAACAAGUACUGGCCUUGCUUCAAGAUGGAAGCUUUGAAGAAACCUCGAGUGGUCAACAACCUGUUUCCCUCCGGGGACCAGCUCCCUCGCGUGGUGAUCGGCCGCGAACACAUCGACUUUAAACUGGCGACAUUGGACACCCUUCGAAGCAGUCUCGAUGACAAGGCGGGGAAGGGCGAGUUCCUGGAGAUCACGCGGGCCCUCAUCUGUCUUCCAAUCCGUGGGCCGGAGGCGACGUUCCGUGACUUGCAUUUCGAGUCCGUGAAGAAAUACUUCAUGGAAACGAUCCUGGGUACGUCUAAAGUUGGCGAAUUGAUUGAGACGAUGUCCCAGGCUGUGGACCACGCUGACGUUCAGGCAAAGCUGGCGUCGUCGGAAGAGGAGAACUCGCUUCUGAAGGAGGAGAUAUCAGUUUUGAAGAGGAAGAACUUGGAAUUGGGGGAAGAGCUUGACAGUUAUUCCAGUCUAGAAGAGAGGUAUCGCUCAGUCCUCAAGACUCUGUCGACCAAAGACGAAAAGCUGGAACAGUACGAGCACGAAAAUCGUCGACUGAAGCAAAAUGAGGCCGGCAACACGAAUUUGGUCAAAGGUGCCCUAGAAUACCUCAGACAGGGUUUCGCCGAUCCCGACACCCCGGAUCGCAAGGUGAGCAUCGCGCUGUACGUCGCCAUCUACAUCGGACACGAUCACGAUGACGGCGACGGUGUGCUGGCGAAGGAGUUCUGCGAGCGCUUCCAAGUCCUCGGAAAUUAUGAUGCGAACGUCAUGACGAAGAUCUUCAACCUGUCUCUGUGGAACGACAGAAUCCUUUCGCUCUUGGACACGACGAUCGCCCCGGGCAGGAAGAAGAAGGAUACGUUCACGAUGAUCCAUCGCGAAUUCCGCGUGGAGUUUGUUCUACUUUACUUUCAAGUUGUGAAGAGCCUUGUGGUUCGCGGCCAAUCUCUGACUGACCUUGGUUACCCGACGAAUCUGACGGCGGACGAUGUCGAGGCGUCGGAGGAGACAUUCGACAAACACGUGUCAUCGAUUGCCGACAAGUUCUGGCCUUGCUUCAAGAUGGAAGCUUUGAAGAAACCUCGAGUGGUCAACAACCUGUUUCCCUCCGGGGACCAGCUCCCUCGCGUGGUGAUCGGCCGCGAACACAUCGACUUCGAUCUGACUACGACAGACACACUUCGGGACAGUCUCGAUGAUAAGGCGGGGAAGGACGAAUUCGUGGAGAUCAUGCGGGCCAUCAUCUGUCUGCCGAUGCGCGGGCCGGUGGCGACGUUCCGUGACCUUCGCUUCGAAUCUGUGAAGAACCAUUUCAUGAAGACGAUCUUGGAAACGAGUCACGUGGAUGAGUUUUUGGGGGAGAUUCCCGAGACUGUUGACCACGCCAACAAUCUCCAGGCACAGCUCGUAUCAUUGAACAAGGAAAUUUCAGCUGUCAUGAAGCAACUCGAGAGUCACUCCACUCUCGAAGCGAAGUUCCAGACUCAAAAAGCUAAACUGGCUGGGUACGAGAGUGAAAUUCGUCGACUGAAGCUCAACGAGGCCGGUUUCAAGUCGGCGGAAUCGCACUGCAGGGAGCAUCACGUGAACAAGAAGCAGAAGAAAGAGUGUACUGGUCGCAUGGUCAAGGACUGGUUGCUUAAGCAGCGUUUCGACGAUGAAGACGAGUGA
Molecule: messenger RNA, 2286 nt
Organism: Ectocarpus sp. CCAP 1310/34
Lineage: Eukaryota; Phaeophyceae; Ectocarpales; Ectocarpaceae
Source: the annotation of a GenBank genome assembly